Spea bombifrons (plains spadefoot toad) is the source of this 1399-nucleotide messenger RNA. It is a transcript of the gene TSEN15, whose product is annotated as tRNA splicing endonuclease subunit 15. Gene Ontology annotation, biological process: tRNA splicing, via endonucleolytic cleavage and ligation. Bases 28 to 543 code for a protein of 171 amino acids. Lineage: Eukaryota; Metazoa; Chordata; Amphibia; Anura; Pelobatidae. The transcript is spliced from 4 exons. The record is from RefSeq and is a predicted model, not a curated record. Gene Ontology annotation, molecular function: nucleic acid binding.
UGUUGCACCGUUCGUUCAUCGGUUGUCAUGGACGCAGCACAUGGAGGUACCUCUUCUAGUUUGAGCACCAGUGCCCCGGACGAGGAAGAGCCAUGGAUACUGGAACACCCGAGGUUUAGGGAAAUGAUGUCAUUGGAUGUAGCGGAUAGUGUACAAGUAUAUGCAGCCUUUCUGGUAUACAUGGAUCUCCUAGAAGCCCGAAACUGGCAUGACGUGCAGAUAUUUGGAUCAACAGAGCUACAUCUUAUCUAUCUUCGUGGUCAAGAGAAAGAGGAUCUCACACCACAAGUAAUAAUUCCAACCCCUGUCUCCAUCCCAUACAGUCAUGAAAGAAUUCAACAGUUUAUGAAACUGGACUGCACGUCAGCAGAGAAUCAAAACACAUCGUCUGCACCAAAUAUACUUUUAGCUAUUGUUGAAUCUGAUUCAACAGUUGUAUAUUAUAAAUUGACUGAUGGAUUUGUAAUACCAGAGCCACCAGAUUUUGAGGAUGACGUGGCCAAUAAGAGGUGGAAGAAGAAGAAAAUGAGACUUUUGAGGUAGCCAAAACUUUCCUUGUGGAGGUAUGGUGCAUCAUAUUAGACAAAGACACACUUUCUGGUUGAUGAUCUAAUCUUUACUAGAAGGGAUGACCCAACACAUCAACAAAUCCUAGACAGUGGUGCAAUUAUAAAAUCAAUACCUUCCUUUCAAUGGUGCAACUUUAGAGGACAAGCCUUCAUUGUAUAGAUGUCCCAAACUUAUGGUUCUGGUUCUGUUUCCAGGGAUUGUACCAUAAGAGUACCUAUGGUAAACCUUUCAUUGCCUACAAGCGCUUUGUUGUAUGAGCAACCAACCGUAUACUAGAUAACUUUGUGUUUCAAUAAGCUUUUUUUAUGGCAUAAUGAAACAAUAAAAUAAAUUCAUAGCAAAGUAUAUUAACUAUAGAAGCCUUGAAAUAAGUUAUUGCCUUCUUUUGUACAAAAUGGCUACCUAGUAUUUUUAUUUUUCAUAUAGACCUGAAAAUGAUAUGGACGAGCUGGAGUUUGUGUUUGCUUUAUUUUGGAUGCCAUAUUCAUUUUGCGACAUAUUUACUCAUUUUUAAAAAAAAUAGGUGAAAAGGCAAGGGGCUUCAUGAACAUUGGGCCAUAUCACAUGAGUGGCAUGUCUCAGAAGCCAAGCAAUAUCCAUUUGGAAAACCAACUGUAAUAGAGAGAUAAAUGUAAAUGUUAUAUUAAUCCAAAAUAGGAGGGGACACCUAAAGUCAAAAAGCAGCAUUGUACAAAUUAUCAAAAAGAUAUAUUAAAAAAAAAAAAAAUUAUUCCCCUGGAAACAUGGGCAUUCCUCGUGCUUGAAACCUUUAACAUAGGCUUCUUCUUCUUCUGACUCUCUAUUAAAAAUGCUUCUUUGCUUUUCCAGA